AUGAAUGAGCAAUUGUCCCGAAGGAGAUCUUCUCGAUCCGUGUUGGCUAAUUCCAGCCAACAAAACAAUGCCCCGGCUCCAAAGCCAGAAAAGCCCAAAACACACGACUAUAUCAGUGUAUCUCGGUUCUUGCCUCGAAUUCUAGUGCUAGAGAACACAAAUCUGGUGGCUCGUGACCACAUGGCCAACGAGAGAACAUUUUUGGCGUGGAUCAGAACGGCAUUUGUGCUCUUGUCAAUGGGAAUUGUGUUCAUACAAAUGUACUCCAUCCAGUUGCGGGCAGAAGCCAUUUUGGCCCACGGAGAACGGCACUUAAUGUUGCCAGACAAAUUCAGGUCUUUCCAUGCUCUUGGAAAACCCAUCGCAGUUUUGAGUGGCGUUUUCUCGGUGAUCUUGAUCAUUUUCGGCUAUGUGAGGUACGUGGCAGUGCAAAGCGGCCUACAAAAGAGCGUUUUUCCGGCGACUCGAGUCAUUGCACUGCUUGUUCUAGUGGCUACGUUGGUUUUGGUGAUUUUGGCUCUAGUGGCGGACGUGGAUGCUGUCGUUUAG
Messenger RNA from Clavispora lusitaniae ATCC 42720, 549 nucleotides. RefSeq lists its product as uncharacterized. NCBI's taxonomy places the organism in Eukaryota, Fungi, Ascomycota, Pichiomycetes, Serinales, Metschnikowiaceae. The record is from RefSeq and is a predicted model, not a curated record.